Molecule: messenger RNA, 1098 nt
Organism: Amaranthus tricolor (Joseph's coat)
Lineage: Eukaryota; Viridiplantae; Streptophyta; Magnoliopsida; Caryophyllales; Amaranthaceae
Exons: 3
Coding region: 190-687 (165 amino acids)
Molecular function (GO): mRNA binding; metal ion binding
Source: RefSeq, a predicted model, not a curated record
AUAUGUUCCCGCUUCUUUGCUAAUGAGUGAUCUGAACUUCGCCCAAUCAUGUUUUUCAAGACGACUAUUGAAGAAGAUUCUUCCAGUGCCUUGUCCAAUAGGUUUCUCUAAAUUUCCCUUUGAAGGUAUUUCCAAGUGACUUUGCCCUGCAAAUACGAGGCCACCUUCAGUAGCUGAAUGGAAAACUGAAUGAUAAACUUUCAUAACCGAAUGUCUACAACAGUAAAAAAUAGUGGUAUUCAUCCCAUGAUUAAGACAAAAAUAUGUAAGAGCUAUCAGUUAAAAGGAAGCUGCAUGUAUGGUCACAAUUGUGUUUUUGCUCAUGGAUUAGGGGAUAUGAGGAAUAUGAAUAUGAUUAAGGGAAAAUUCUGCAAGUACUCCUGGGGGGAGUGCCCAUAUGGUAAAAACUGCAUUUUUCUGCAUAAAAAAGCAGAGACGUACAAGAAUUAUGAAGAAAAUAAGUCUUCUAUACUCAUUCAGUCUGCUCGUACUUGUGAUUAUGGUUCCAAAUGCAAUCCCGCUCUUGAUUCAGAAACUGGAAAUGCACAGAAGGUGAAGGACACACUACAGAGUGAUGCUCAGAAAGCAAGGGUUCCUAAGCAGAAACUGCAAGCAAAAGCGUCGUUAUUGAAGUGGAACAAAAGCAGGAAGAUUGUAAACAUCUAUGCUGAUUGGAUUGAAGAGUAAUCGUUAUUUGUUUGUGCUCUGCCUGUUCUAGGCUAUUAAGCAGAGCACCAACAAAUGACUUAUAGAUUUGCCUCUUCUUCCGGUGCAUUUUGGAUAGAGCUUGCUUUAGUACUUCAUAUAACAAACUUCAGACUUACAGAUAACCUCAGCUUUUAGGCUUUUUGGGGAAUUUUAGUUUUCAUUCAAUGCCUUGUCGGAUGGUGUAGAUUUGUGCCCUCUGCUACUGUAUUCAACAUAGAAAUUACUUCUAUGUCAAAGUAUAUUCACAUUUCAUCUUUUAGAUAUUUUUCAUUGAUAGGAAAUAUCGUGCCUCAUGUCAAAUUGUAUUGUGUCAAGUCAAAUCCUAUUAUAUCAAGUCAUUGUCUCAAAUUGUAUUGUGUAAAUUUCAGCUUUUUUUGGGGAAUUUUAGUU